CGUCGUCUCUCCACGAGUCAGCAGCUCAGGAGUCAGUAGUGAGCCAGUGAGUGCGUGUGCAGAGCCGCAGAACCGCAGCCAUGUUCGCGUACUACGUCCUCGCCGCCGCCCUGGUGGCCGCCGCUGCCGCCGGCGACGCGACCCCCGCCGAGGCCCCCGCCGUCGCGAGCACCUCCCCGUCGUCGGGAUGGUCCGCCCUCCUCGGCUGCGUCUGGGAGGACGACGCCGUCGGCUGCCUGCGGGAGAACUCGGCCCGCGCGCUCAAGGAGCUGCACGUCAGCAAGAAGGAGGCGGCCGCCGCCGCCGCCGCCGCCCCCAGCACCAAGGACGACUCGCUCCUCGAGGUCCUCCACGACGGCACCGCCAGGAUGAUCGAGUACCUCAAGAAGGACGAGGAGCAGGAGGAGGUCGCCGAGGCCGAGGCUGAGACCGACAACCAGGGCCGCGCCAUCGAAGAAGGACGCAAGAAGAUCAAGAUCGGCAAGCUGGGCAAGAAGGGCAAGAAGGGCGGCGGCCUGCUGCAGACCUUCUACAUGCUCAAGAUGAUGUUCGGCAUGCUCAUCUCCAUGAAGGUCGGCCUCCUGUCGUUCCUGCUGCAGGUCAAGACCUUCUUCCUGUCCUUCAUCUUCGUGGCCAUCGCCGUCAUCCAGUUCUUCUGGAAGCUGCAGGAGAAGAAGGCGCACGGCGUGAGCUACGGCGCCCCGUCCGGCGGCUGGGACUCCGGCAGCUCGUUCUCCGGCUACGGACCCUCGGCGUCGUCGGGCGGCUGGGACAAGCGCGCCUGGAGCGACCACGCCCAGAGGCAGGCGUACGCCGCGCAGGCCCCCGCCAGCUAGACCCUCGCCACCGCCAUGCCGGCACGCCGUCGGCCCGACGUCGCCGUCGGGGACGUCCGCGGCCCCGGUGACGCGCCGCGGCCACGGCGGUCCGGCCCCCUAAUUUAUUGUUGCUAAUUUAUUUCCCUGUCGUUUCUGCACUGAUGAUUGCUCAAAACGUUGCUGUCGGAAUAAUUAAUUUAUUAAUUUAUUUUAAUGUAUUAAUUAUUUAUUGGCCCUUGCGGCCGGCCUAAUUUAUUUUUUGUUGACCAUGCGACAACCUGUCCCAAGGCGCGGGUUUGCGAUAAGACUGACUUGUACUGACGACGUGUGAAUGCGUGACGAGUGUGUUUGUCUGACUAAAUAAAUCACGUGCUAUGUCGA
Messenger RNA from Thrips palmi, 1199 nucleotides. RefSeq lists its product as uncharacterized. Lineage: Eukaryota; Metazoa; Arthropoda; Insecta; Thysanoptera; Thripidae. Bases 81 to 836 code for a protein of 251 amino acids. The record is from RefSeq and is a predicted model, not a curated record. The transcript is spliced from 2 exons.